AUGGCAUCCAAAAAAAGACAACAGUGGGACGAGCAUGAUAUGCGACAGGCUAUUGAGAACGUACAAGAUCACAGUAUGGGCUUUAAGUUGGCUGCAAAGACCUUCAAUGUUCCCAAAACAACUUUGCGAAGGCGUUUGGCUAAACAGGACAGUUCCAAGGGUAAUUUGGGAGGACGAACCGCAAUUUUCUCUAAAGCCAUCGAAGAGGAGAUUGCAGGAUAUAUUAUUGAUAUGGAAACACGUUUUUUUGGUUUAACCUCUAAAGAUUUGCGGCGGAUGGUAUUCGAAGUAGCCGAAAAAAAUAAAAUAGAGCAUCGUUUCAAUCGUGAAACAAAAAUGGCAGGUUGGAAAUGGGUGAGGGGAUUCCUGAAGCGCAAUCCACGAAUUUCUUUGCGUAGUCCAGAAAGUACAUCAUUAGCUAGAGCCCAGGCUUUUAACAAGCCUAAUAUUCAAGCCUAUUUCAAUGCACUAUCUAGCACUCUGGAGCAGUACAACUUUCCUCCCGAAAAUAUAUUUAAUAUGGAUGAGUCAGGUUUGACUACGGUCCAAAAGAAAUGUCAAAAAAUUUACGCUUCAAAAGGUCGGAAGCAAGUUGGUGCACUCAGCAGUGCAGAGCGUGGGCAGCACGUGACCGUAGUGUGCUCAAUGAAUGUCAUGGGCACUUACAUCCCUCCUGCUCUUAUUUACCCUCGUCAAAGGAUGAACGAUGAGCUUAUGAACGGUGCUCCCGUUGGUAGCAUAGCUUUCGUACAAGAAAAAGAUGGGCACAGUAGCCAUAAGAGUCUCGAAUCUCUUCAGUUUGCAAAAGAAAAUGGGGUAAUUGUGUUCUGCUUCCCGGCACAUUGUUCAUAUCACGUUCAACCAUUGGACGUAGGAUUCUUCCGUCCUCUUCAUACGUAUUUUGAUCAAGAAAUUCAAUUAUGGCUUCGUCAAAACCCGGGGAAGGCAGUGACUCAAUUCAAAAUAGCAGGUCUUCUCAAUCAAGCUUAUUUGAAGAGUGCUGUACCAUCAAAUGCAAUAAAUUCGUUCAAAAAGACUGGCAUUCAUUCUUUCAAUCCUCAUGUCUUCGAGGACUGGCAGUUUGCACCAGCUUUAGCAACGGAUAAGCAGAUUCCCGAGGCUCAAGGAGAUAUCAUCGAGAACCAAAUGGAAUUAGAAAUUCAAACCCCAUCCACAUCUGGUCUUAACAUGUCUUCAUCGUCAGUUCUCGACAUUUCUGUGAAGGAAAUUUGUCCUCCCCCUCAAACUGUAGCAAUUGGUACUGAUAAAAAAAAUGCAGAAGAAGGGGAAAAACUGGUCAUUUGA
Molecule: messenger RNA, 1305 nt
Organism: Diorhabda sublineata
Lineage: Eukaryota; Metazoa; Arthropoda; Insecta; Coleoptera; Chrysomelidae
Exons: 2
Coding region: 1-1305 (434 amino acids)
Cellular component (GO): nucleus
Molecular function (GO): DNA binding
Source: RefSeq, a predicted model, not a curated record